This is a messenger RNA of Oldenlandia corymbosa var. corymbosa, 1195 nucleotides long. NCBI's taxonomy places the organism in Eukaryota, Viridiplantae, Streptophyta, Magnoliopsida, Gentianales, Rubiaceae. The record is from the annotation of a GenBank genome assembly.
UUCUAUUUCCAUUUCUAAUACAUAUAUAUUACACUCCCUCAACCCGACAAAAAAAAAAAAAAAAAAACUUAAUCGUGAACUGUUCUUGGCUAUUGCCACAGAUAUCACAAGAGAGUGGUUGGUGGAAAUGGGCGGGACUGGAAACUGGAUUGCUGAUUACCGGGAGUUGGACAUGAUGACGACCGUUGUUCUUCUUGGUUGCAGGGGAAGUGGAAAAAGCGGCACCGGAAAUUCAUUGGUGGGACGAAAAGCAUUUGAAACAGACUUUUCUAAACAUGCAACCGUGUGUCAGCGACAAGCGACUGUGGUCCAAGAUGCUCAAGUUCUCCAUGUUAUUGACACUCCAGGAGGGUUUCUUGAGCCAGGGUUUAAAAAAGAGGAGAUCUGUAGAUGUUUGGAUAUGGCAAGAUUUGGAAUCCAUGCAAUCCUCUUUGUUGUAUCUCUUCAAAGAGGAUUCGGCAAGGAAGUAGAGGGAGUUGAGGCAUUGAAACAUUAUUUUGGACCAAGGAUUGUGGAUUAUAUUAUUUUUGUCUUCACAGUUGGUGACGAACUAGAUGAUAAAAAAGAAGUUUUAGACGAUUGGCUAGCGCGCACAUGCCCUAGUGAUUUCAAGGAAUUUAUUGUGAAGUGUGGAAACAGAAGAAUAGUAGUUGAGAACCAGGCCAAGGAUGCACUCAAGAAAGCCGCACAACUUGAAAACCUUCUUAUUCUUGUCAGUGAGACUGUGGCAAUAAAUGGAGGAAAACCCUACACUGAAUUUUUGGUGCAUCAGAAGGCCAAUCAUGGUAGGCUUGAUCAUCAGAACGAUGAGAUGGUUAACAAGUUGAAAGAGCAAUUGAAGAGUAUUCAAGGGGAGCAUGAAAGAGGACAAGAUGAAAUUUGUAAAUUGAAACAAGAACUUGCCAAAGUGCUCAUGGAAGCUUCUCAGAAUCUGAAAGAUGAUUUUUUGCGAGUAACUAAACGAGAAGAAGAAGCACAAGAUGAGAUUCGUAAGUUGAGAGAGAAGCUGGAGAGAGCUCAAAUGGAGGUCAUCGAAAGGUUCAAAGAGGAUUUGAGGAGAGCUCAAAGCCAAGUCUAAAACGGGAAUUGCCGUUUAUUUCAAAUUCAAAUACUCCCUCCGUCCCAUAAUUAUUGUCUAAUUUUACUAAAAUGAAAGAUUUUAUUUUUGGUCAAACUUAACUAUAUUUUACCUUAA